AUGGAUACACGCAUUAGUGAAGCUUUUUUAGACGAAGCGUAUGAGAUUUUGGACGAAGUGAAGGGAUAUUUCGUAGAUAACCCGACCGGGAGAUUGGGUACAAGGGAACAUAUGAGGUAUAUCACAAAACAGAUAACUAAAAUAAUAAAUCUAGCCGAGUCUAAGCUAAGAGAUAACGAUAUUUCGAAUAUACUCGAGCGAAAAUUAGAUGCACUCGCGACUAAGCAGGAUUUACAAGAAGCGACUCUUCUUCAAAAUGAGAAAACGAUGGAGGCAAUCUCAAAUGUAAAAGAGGAAAUAAGUACACUUAGUAAAGCCUUACCAACUGAAUCCCCAAUUGAGAAAGAGAACCCUGUUCCAAGCUACAGUGACGUAUUGAAACAAGGCAACAAACAACCUCAAAAAGAUCUACAGUCUAAACCGGAAUAUACGGUGCUCGUAUAUAGUAAAGAUAAAGAGAGCAGUUCUGAGCAAACAAAAGCUCUACUAACAAGUAAAGUGAGACCGAAAACUCUAGGAAUAGGGGUAAAACGAGUUCGGAAGAUAAAAAACGGAGGAGUAGCAAUCGAUCUUUGUGGCUGGAACGACAUGGCAAUUCUCUCAGAAGCUUUAACAAAGGUAAAGGAGUUUGAAACAAUUGAAAAGAAGAGGAAUCUCCCGUUGGUAAAGAUCGUGUCGGUUCCCAAGUCAAUUACUAAAGAGUCAUUGUUGGAAAACAUCUUUGAGCAAAACUUCCCAAUUGCGUGUGAGCUCACCAGAGAAGAAUUCGACGAACGGAUUAAAAUAAAAUUUCCGAUAAAUCAGAGAAAUACGGAAUACGUGUCCUGGGUUCUUGAAGUCGCAGUAGACUUGAGAGAAAUAAUGCAAAGGGAAGGAAAAAUAAAUUUAGGAUGGACAAGAUGCCCCGUGUUUGAUUACAUAUUAGUCAAGAGGUGUUAUAAAUGUCUUGCCUUCGGACACUUUGCGAGGGAUUGCCGAUCGGAAAAGAACACCUGCAGUCACUGCGGCGAAGCUCACCUGUUUAAGAAUUGCAAGAAGAAAGAAGAAAUAGCAACGUGUGCUAACUGCGUGCGACAGAAGCGAGGAAAUCAUGACCAUAACACACUGGACAAAAGAUGUCCCAUCUAUCUACAGGAAGUAGAGAAGAUUAUCAAGAGGACUAACGAUUAA
Centruroides sculpturatus (bark scorpion) is the source of this 1170-nucleotide messenger RNA. RefSeq lists its product as uncharacterized. The record is from RefSeq and is a predicted model, not a curated record. The coding region runs from base 1 to 1170 and encodes 389 amino acids. Gene Ontology annotation, molecular function: zinc ion binding; nucleic acid binding. NCBI's taxonomy places the organism in Eukaryota, Metazoa, Arthropoda, Arachnida, Scorpiones, Buthidae. The transcript has a single exon.